AUGCAACCAGAAAUAGCAUCUAAAAGACUUACAAUUUUUGUGGAUGCAAAAGUAGAACCCAAUUCUAUAAAAACAAUAAACGAAUGUUUAUAUGAUUUGAAUAAAAACACUGGUAGAAAUAUUCACAAUAAAAUACAAUACGAAGAUAUUUUAGAUUUAUUAAAAAAAGCGAUCCAAAAUAAGGUUCAAGCACUAUUGACUGAAGAAAAAUACAAAAAUCAUAACUACGUUUAUUUUAAAACAUCUACUGCUUCCAUAAUCACAGAAAACAAAAUAAACUUUAUUAAAUCGCUAUUGAGAGUAUUGUUAAGCGAAAAUGGUAUUAACAAAUUGGAUGAAGACAAAACUAAUUUGCUAUUUUCCAGCUUCAUUGUUGAUUUAGAUAUUCAGAAAACGUUCAGUACUAAUUUUUCAACUGUGCAAAAUAACCCACCAAUUUUCAAAAUAUCUUUGUAUAAGUGUAAUUAUUCUUUCCCAUCUUCAAUUAAUGAAGAGAACUUAUCUGAAAAAUUAAAAAACACCGUGAUAAUUGACGAUACAGAGAAUGAUAAAUUUGAUAUGGACGAUUAUUCAAUUAUGUCAAUAACUAAUAAAGAAAACGAAAAUGAAAGCAAACUCAAUAUUAAUGAUACGAAAUUUUUAAACAAAUCACAAAUAACUUUAUUACCUGAUCUAAAAAUAGAUAAGGUUUGGGAAUGUUUACAAUUCCCCGUAGAUUUCAAGGAAAACAUUUAUAGGACAGCAAGUGUCUUUGCACAAAUUUCGCAGCAAAAUUAUAUUUGUAAUGAACCACCAACACUAAAUCAAUUUAUUAUUUUCCAUGGACCUGCUGGUACAGGCAAGACUACCAUGUGUAAAGCCUUGGCCCAAAAGUUAUCUAUUAGAAUGGGUAAUCUAGAAGGGAAUGGUAUUUUAAUUGAAUUUCCAUGUGGUAAAAUUUUUUCUAGAUGGUUUGGUGAUUCUACUAAAAAUUUGGAAAAGUUGUUUUCAGAAAUUGAACAAAUACUUGAAAAAGGGAGUAUGGAAAGAACCCAGACAAUAACACCUAUUUGUUUGUUAAUGGACGAGGUAGAAACUAUCGCUUCCUCUAGAUCUUCAUUAAUGGCUAAGAAUGAAACUUCAGAUUCAAUUCGUGUAGUAAAUACGUUGUUAACUCAAAUUGAUAAAUUCAAAAAAUAUCCCAAUUUUUUAUUAUUAGCAACAUCUAACUUUUUUGAUUCAUUAGAUCCUGCUUUUGUCGAUAGAGCUGACAAAAUUAUUAGAAUUUCAUUGCCAUCCAACGUUGCUUGUAAACGAAUAAUCAAAAAUGAAAUUCAAAAAUUAAUUAAAAGCAAAAUUAUUAUUAAAAGGGAUUCGAGCAAUUUUUAUAACAUUAACGAAAGUAUUAUUCAAAAUAUUGGCAACAAUUUUUAUGAGAGAAAAAUGAGCGGAAGAGCAAUUGUGAAAAUUCCAAUUUUGUGUAUUUCACAGUACUUUGAUUCAGUUCCUGUAGAUUACGAUACUUUCAUUUUAGCUUUAAGUGAGUUUUAUAAAAAAGAGUAUUGA
This is a messenger RNA of Saccharomycodes ludwigii, 1545 nucleotides long. It is a transcript of the gene PCH2, whose product is annotated as Pch2p. Gene Ontology annotation, cellular component: chromosome; nucleus. Lineage: Eukaryota; Fungi; Ascomycota; Saccharomycetes; Saccharomycodales; Saccharomycodaceae. The transcript has a single exon. The coding region runs from base 1 to 1545 and encodes 514 amino acids. Gene Ontology annotation, molecular function: ATP binding; ATP hydrolysis activity. The record is from RefSeq and is a predicted model, not a curated record. Gene Ontology annotation, biological process: meiotic recombination checkpoint signaling; reciprocal meiotic recombination.